GUCAUUUUUUACAGUUUUCAAUCAAAGAUUCUGAACCCAUUUGUUUCUUUGAUCGAUUAAGUCACCUUUCAGCAAAUCUCUCUUUCUUUUAUUGAUGUUCAUUGUAAACAAUCACUUUUACUUCAGCCAUUGUAAUGGUGCAUGCAUCCGACUCGGAAGCAAAUUUGGGAAAACCAGUCAAGCUAGAAAUGCCAUCUAAACGUCCAUUUCCCUUCGAGAAUGACAGCGGUAAGGAGCAUAAGAAAAGAAACAUAAAUUCUUUGUCACAUAAGAAAAUCUCCAAAUUAUUGGUUGCAUUAGAAGAGCUUCUCGCGGAAGAUGGCGUGGGCGAAGUUGAGGCCCUAAUAGGCAGUCCAGCAUAUUCAAGGGCAACCGAGCUUCGGAGCACACUACGAGACCAAGUACAGUCAGGCUUGAGUCUUCCCAGCUCUAGUGGUUCUGGGGACUAUAAUGUUGGAAGCUCACCUCAAGAGCCUGUCAAUCGGAACCCAGGAAAAAUAUUAACAACUCUACAAAUUACACCAUGGACUUUGUCUUCCAUUCCAUCCGAACUUCCACCCCUCCCAGAAGUGUAUGAUCCUACCCUUGAGCUGGCUUCGUUCACUCACCAUGGCCGUACUAAUGGUAGCGUUACUGAUUUGAGCUAUGAACGCUUAGAAUGGGUAGGAGAUGCAUAUAUCUACACCAUUUCUACUCUUCUCAUAUCACAGACAUUCCCUGCCUUGCUACCUGGAAAAUGCUCCCAACUUCGUGAAAGGCUUGUCAAGAAUGUCACUUUGGCUGAUUUCGCGCGAAAAUACGGUUUCGAAAAGCGCGCGAAAUUGCCAGAAGAUACUAUCCAUCCUAUGAAAGAACCGGAAAAAAUCAAAGCAAUGGGAGAUAUUUUUGAGGCAUAUGUCGCAGCUAUUGUGCUCGCAGAUCCAGAAAAUGGAGUCUCACGUGCAUCAGAAUGGUUGAAAAGUCUCUGGGCCAUGGUAUUGUCGAAAGAAAUUCAACAAGAAGAGCGGAACGAAGAUAAAUUGGAUAGCCCCUUAUGGAGACUGAGAGGAAAUGUUGACCAUGUUCAGACAAAAACUAAAACUGUACUCAAUCCUAAAGAGAAAUUGCAAAUGGCGCUCAACUCGAAAGUCAGCAAACUGACGUACAAGGAUAUUGGAACAGCCAAGAAGGACAAGAAUACUAAACUUGCAGUAUUUACAGUGGGUGUUUUUCUUGACGGAUGGGGUGAAGUUGACAAGCAGAUUGGGUUUGGAAGUGCAAAUGGAAAGAAAGAGGCUGGAUUCAAAGCCGCAGAGAUGGCGUUGAAUAACAAGAAAUUGAUGGCGAAAUACUCGGAAAAGAAGAAGAUCUACGAUGCACAACAGGAAAGAGAAAGGAUGGCGCUUCAAAAACAAGAAGAAAAUUGUUCAUGAUCAACAGCUCAACGGGAAAAUUGUAACUUUGAGUCGGUAGUCAGCGAAGACUCUCAUCUUGAGGGACAUUGAUCGACAGAUAAGGAUCGUUUGGGUUGCAGCAGUCAAUGUGAAUUCGGGUUCAUCACAGUGCAUUUGCUUAGGAGUUACAUGAUGGCAGGGAAUAGAUAUCCAAAUUAAGUUUCCACAUAGGACACGAAAUAAUUAACAUAUCCGCCUCUUCAUGAGCUACUUGUGUGAAGGCGUUCUUGAGGUGUGCAAAUGCAUCCAUCAUACAUACUUCCAGCGACCUUGGAUCCAUUCUCAAGCACUCACCUAAUGUGUGUUAUCAUUUUACUGGUUGUUCCCCUUGCGCUGGAAACAUCAUUGUGGAUCAUUGAGUGAAAACCCUCAAAUAUCCUUACAAAUACUUGUCAAUUGACAGUUCUACAUGUCUCAUGUUCCCGUCUCUCAGGAAUCGCAAUAUAUUCUGUUCUUCA
Messenger RNA from Botrytis cinerea B05.10, 1891 nucleotides. RefSeq names its product Bcrnt1 (gene Bcrnt1). Gene Ontology annotation, molecular function: ribonuclease III activity; double-stranded RNA binding. The record is from RefSeq and is a predicted model, not a curated record. The coding region runs from base 135 to 1412 and encodes 425 amino acids. NCBI's taxonomy places the organism in Eukaryota, Fungi, Ascomycota, Leotiomycetes, Helotiales, Sclerotiniaceae. The transcript is spliced from 2 exons. Gene Ontology annotation, biological process: rRNA processing; primary miRNA processing; regulation of gene expression. Gene Ontology annotation, cellular component: nucleus.